AUGGCCCGGCUGCCCGGCCGCGAGCCGGCGCGCGGCGCCGAGGGAGAGGAGCCGGCGGCGGCGGCGGCGGCGGCGGCCGCGUGCGGGGCGCCGGAGCCGUGCGGCACGCCGGCGCCGCCGGGCCCCGCCGUGCCUCCGCCGUGGCCGCCGGCCCUGGUGGCCCUGCGCGCCGACUGGGCGACGGCGGCGGCCGCCUGGGGCGCCGCCUGGGACGCCCACGUCUACGGGGCCGGCUGCCUGUUCGGGCUGCUGGCGCUGCUGGCGCUGGCGGCGCUGGCGGUGCUGCCGCGCGCCCGCCCGCCCGCCGCCGGGCUGCUGGCGCCGCUGGCGGGGCUGCUGGCCGCCGCCGGGGCCGCCCGCGCCUUCCCGCUCUUCUACGACGCCUACGAGCGCCGGGGCCGGCUGCCGCCCGCCGCCGCGCGCCUCCUCUUCGAGCUGCCCUUCCCCUGCCUCGCCUGGGCGCUGGCGCUGGCGCUGGAGCCGCCGGGCGCCGGGACCCCCGGCGAGGCGCCCGGCGCCGACGGGGACCCCACGGCCGGCUUCCGCCCGCCCUCGCCCAUCGACCUGCGGCGCAGCAUCGACGAGGCGCUCUUCGGCGAGGCCCCCCGGCCCCGCGGCGCCGGCACGCCGGGGCUCGGCACUGCUGGCGCACCGGGGUUUGAUCGCGCCAGCGCACCGGGGCUCGGCACCGCCAACGCACUGGGACUCGGCACCGCGAGUGCUCCGGAGCCCAGCACUACCAAUGCACCAGGGCUCAGCACUGCCAGCACACCAGGAUCCGGCACCACCAAUGCACCAGCGCUCGGCACCACCAACGCACCCAGGCCCCACGACACCAGCACGCCAGGGCUCAGCACCACCAAUGCACCGGGGCUCAGCACCACCAAUGCACCCAUGCUCGGCACCGCCAACACACCCAGGCCCCACGCCGCCGGCACGCCAGGGCUCAGCGCCGCCAAUGCACCGGAGCUCAGCACCACCAAUGCACCCAGGCCCCACGCCACCAGCAUGCCAGGGCUCAGCACCGCCAAUGCACCGGGGCUCAGCACCGCCAAUGCACCGGAGCUCAGCACUGCCAAUGCACCCAGGCCCCACGCCGCCGGCACGCCAGGGCUCAGCGCCGCCAAUGCACCGGGGCUCAGCACCGCCAAUGCACCGGAGCUCAGCACCGCCAAUGCACCCAGGCCCCACGCCGCCGGCACGCCAGGGCUCAGCGCCGCCGAUGCACCCAGGCCCCACGCCACCAGCAUGCCAGGGCUCAGCACCGCCAAUGCACCGGGGCUCAGCACCGCCAACACACCCAGGCCCCACGCCGCCGGCACGCCAGGGCUCAGCACCACCAAUGCACCGGGGCUCAGCACCGCCAACACACCCAGGCCCCACGCCGCCGGCACGCCAGGGCUCAGCACCGCCAAUGCACCGGGGCUCAGCACCGCCAACACACCCAGGCCCCACGCCGCCGGCACGCCAGGGCUCGGCACCGCCAGCACGCCCGGGUCCAGCCCCACGCGCACGUCGGGGCUCGGCAGCGCCGCCGCGAUCCCAGCCCCGGAGCCGCCGGCGGCCCUGCAGCGCGCCGCCUCGUCCCGGCUGCCCGGCCGCGAGCCGGCGCGCGGCGCCGAGGGAGAGGAGCCGCGGCGGCGGCGGCGGCGGCGGCCGCGUGCGGGGCGCCGGAGCCGUGCGGCACGCCGGCGCCGCCGGGCCCCGCCGUGCCUCCGCCGUGGCCGCCGGCCCUGGUGGGCCCUGCGCGCCGACUGGGCGACGGCGGCGGCCGCCUGGGGCGCCGCCUGGGACGCCCACGUCUACGGGGCCGGCUGCCUGUUCGGGCUGCUGGCGCUGCUGGCGCUGGCGGCGCUGGCGGUGCUGCCGCGCGCCCGCCCGCCCGCCGCCGGGCUGCUGGCGCCGCUGGCGGGGCUGCUGGCCGCCGCCGGGGCCGCCCGCGCCUUCCGCUCUUCUACGACGCCUACGAGCGCCGGGGAGCCGCCGGGCGCCGGGACCCCCGGCGAGGCGCCCGGCGCCGACGGGGACCCCACGGCCGGCUUCCGCCCGCCCUCGCCCAUCGACCUGCGGCGCAGCAUCGACGAGGCGCUCUUCGGCGAGGCCCCCCGGCCCCGCGGCGCCGGCACGCGGGGCUCGGCACUGCUGGCGCACCGGGCGGCGGCGGCGGCGCCGCGCACGGUGCUGGUGCGGGGGCUGCCGCCCGCCGCCCGCUCCGCCGCCCUCGAGCAGCUCUUCGGCCGCUUCGGGCCGCUCCGCCGCUGCUUCGUCGUCACCGAGCGGGGCAGCGAGACCUGCCGCGGGUUCGGCUACGUCACCUUCUGCCUGCCCGAGGACGCGCGGCGAGCCCUCGGGGAGGCCACCACCUUCGGCGGCCGCAGGCUCAGCGUGACCGUGGCCAGGCAGAAGCUGAGGGAAGGGCAGAACAAGAGGAAGCGGCAGCAGGAGGAUGCGGCGGCGGCGGGUACCCCUAAGGCCGCUCCUGCAGCGAAGCAGGAGCUGAGGAAGCCCAAAGGUGCCUCCAAGAAGGCCAGGCUGAUCAUCCGCAACCUCAGCUUCAAGUGCUCUGAAGAUGACCUGAAGUCUGUGUUCUCUCCUUUUGGCACCGUUCUGGAGGUGAACAUCCCCAGGAAGCCAGAUGGGAAGAUGCGGGGAUUCGCCUUCGUGCAGUUCAGGAACAUGCUGGAAGCAGCCAAGGCGCUCAAGGGGAUGAACAUGACGAAGAUCAAAGAGCGGCUGGUAGCUGUGGACUGGGCUGUGGCCAAGGAUAAGUACCGCGCGACGCAGGGCUCCCUGCCUUCCGAGAACAAGGAGGAGAAAUCUGGAGGGAUCCAAGAGCAGGAUCCGGAGAAUGCCAGUGAAGAGGAGGAAGAAGAGGAAGAGGAGGAGGAGGAGGAAGAGGAAGCAGCUGGACAGAACAAGCCGUCCCUUUCCCAGGGGCAAGGCCGGGCUGGGAAGAUGACAGUGGCUGUGGAGAGCAGUGAGGAGGAAGAGCAGGAGGAGGAAGAUGAGGAAGAAGAGGAAGAAGAUGAUGAUGAAGCAGCCAGUGGGAGCAAGAAUGACAGUGACCAGGAGGGCUUGGAUGAUGAUGAGGAGGAGGAAGGUCCAGAAUCAGAGGCACCCAAGAAGAAGCGGAAGGGACAAAAGCCUCCCUCGGACGUGGGUGAAGGGAAGACUGUCUUUAUUAGGAAUCUGUCCUUUGAUACAGAGGAGGAAGCCCUGGGGGAGAUGCUGCAGCAGUUCGGAGACCUCAAGUACGUCCGCAUUGUCCUGCACCCUGACACAGAGCACUCCAAAGGUUGUGCCUUUGCCCAGUUCCUGACGCAGGAAGCAGCCCAGAAAUGCCUCCAGGCUGCCGAAGAGGACAGCGAGGAUGGGGGGCUGCGCCUGGAUGGGCGGCUGCUCCGUAUCGACCUGGCCGUGAGCCGCGAGGAGGCCCAGAAGCUCCGUGGGCAGAAGGCGAAGAAGCCCACGGGCACCCGCAACCUCUACCUGGCCCGCGAAGGCUUGAUCCGAGCUGGGACGAAGGCUGCAGAGGGAGUGAGCGAUGCAGAUAUGGCUAAGCGAGCACGGUUUGAAGAACUCAAGUACCAGAAGCUGAGGGACCAGAACAUCUUUGUGUCCCGCACGCGGCUCUGCGUGCACAACCUGCCCAAGGCCGUGGACAGCGCGCAGCUCCGGCGCCUGCUGCUGAAGGCUGCCGGCGGCGGCAAGAACGUGCGCAUCAAGGAGUGCCGGGUGAUGCGGGACCUGAAGGGGCAGGGGCAGUCGCUGGGCUAUGCCUUCGUGGAGUUCGCGGAGCAUGAGCAGGCCCUGGCCGCCCUGCGACACACCAACAACAACCCCCAGCUCUUCGGGCCCCAGAAGAGACCCAUCGUGGAGUUCUCGCUGGAGGACCGCCGGAAGCUGAAGAUGAAGGAGCAGCGAGCUCAGCGCAGCCUGCUCAAGCUGAAACCGAAGCUAGUGGAGAAGGGACCAGCUGCUGCUGGGACGUCUGAGCCGGAAGGACCACAGAAGAAGUACCAGGGGAAGAAGAAAAACAGCUCGAAGGGGCCCAAGGGCUCCCAAGGUCCUGGGAAGCAAGCAGAGCCAGGACCUAAGGGCCAAAAGGGGCAGGAGAAGCCUGGGGGACAGGAGGCUGCCCCGGCCCCCCCGGGAGGCCUCCCCACGGUGCCCUGGGCUGGCUUCCGCACGGAGGCACAGGUAGAGCGGAUGGAGCUGCCUGAUGGCACCAAGCGGAGGAAGGUGCUGGUGAUGCCAUCACACCGCGGGCCCAAGAUCAGGAAGCGUGACAAGGGGAAGGUGAAGCCAGUUCCCUCCAAGCAGCCCAAGGGCAAAGCACAGCGGCGGAAGGAGAAGCGCAACGUGGCCCCCACGCAGGCCGCCCCAAAGCGCCCAGCGGGCAGCAAGGCCGAGGCCCGUUUCAGCCAGCUCGUGGAGCAGUACAAGAGGAAGAUCCUGGGCAGCUCCGACAGUGCCCCCACAGCCAAGAGGAGCAAGUGGUUUGAGAGCUGAUCCUGCCCGGCACAGCGGGAGGGGGCCGUGUCCUCAGCACCUCACCCGGCACAGCCGGGGGCCUGCGGCCCGUGGGGUCCGCGCCCUCGGCCUCUGCUCGGGUGCAGCUGGGGGAUGCGCACCGUGGGGCGAGCAGGAUCUGCGCCCUUGGCACACAGUCUGCCCCUGGUGUGGGGCAAAGUGGACAUUUCUUCUUCUUUUAAUAACUUUUUGUAUCUGCUUCCAAGAAACUUCCCCCUCAGUAAUGGAAGAACUAGGCAUCUCCCCUUGUGCUGGGCUGGGGAAACGGAGGGGCAGCACUCUUGCACCUCACUGCACUCCCAGCUGAGUGCUAGGCAGGGGCAAAGGCCUUGAGCACCAACAGAGUUUCUGGGGGCUGCUCAGACCCCUCCUGGGCUGCCAAGACCGGUAUCUGUGCCAAGACAUGACCUGCACCCCAGCAUCUCUGUCCUGCUUUGAGAAAAGGGCCAAGUUCUCCAGCUACUGCUUCCCUCCCUCCAGCACCCCUACGUCUGGCUGGUCACCCUCGCUCACCCGGGCUCUGUGGGUGCCCCCCUCCCUUCUCCUGCCCAUCCUUGCACUAGGUUUUAGCCCUGGUGCAGGGGCCUCGCAUCCUUGGGGACCCUGGGAGGGAAUAGCCUCUUUCCCCGAUGAUGGAGGAGGCUGCAGCAGCCCUCAGCACCUGUCUCUGGGGCCCUGAUGCCGCGUCACUGACAAAGGUUUUUACUGUAAAGGAAUAGGAAUAUAUUUUAAUAAAUAGCCUCUUGGAAUGAG
Rhea pennata is the source of this 5286-nucleotide messenger RNA. It is a transcript of the gene RBM28, whose product is annotated as RNA binding motif protein 28. NCBI's taxonomy places the organism in Eukaryota, Metazoa, Chordata, Aves, Rheiformes, Rheidae. Gene Ontology annotation, molecular function: mRNA binding. Gene Ontology annotation, cellular component: nucleolus. The record is from RefSeq and is a predicted model, not a curated record.